AUGGGCAAUCUCCUUGGAUCCCACAAGAAGCUUCCAAAAGAGGACUUGGAAUUUUUACGCGGGAACACAAAUUUCACAAAAAAGCAAAUCAAACAAUGGUAUCGUGGAUUUAUCCGUGAUUGCCCAUCGGGACAGCUGAGCAAGAAAAAGUUUAUUGAGGUAUAUUCCGGAUUCUUCCCUGAUGGUGAUGCCGAAGAGUUUUGUACUCACGUAUUCCGCACAUUUGACAAGGAUAAUUCUGGCAAGAUCGACUUUAAAGAAUUCCUAUUAGCGAUCAAUAUCACAUCCGGAGGUAAACCAGAAGAAAAACUCGAGUGGGCUUUCCAAAUGUAUGAUAUAAACGGAAACGGAACGAUAGAAAAGUUGGAAAUGGUCGAAAUUAUCAAAGCAAUUUACAGCAUGUUGGGUGCGGAUGAGUCAACGGUAGAUUUGAGUCCAGAAGAUCGAACAAAUGAAAUAUUCGAAAAAAUGGACAGUAACGCCGAUGGUGUGUUAACGCGCGAGGAAUUUAUGAAUGGAUGUAUGGCAGACAAGCAGCUAUAUUCCAUGCUACUGGCAGAUGAACCAGCUGAAUAG
Messenger RNA from Dicrocoelium dendriticum, 576 nucleotides. The record is from the annotation of a GenBank genome assembly. Lineage: Eukaryota; Metazoa; Platyhelminthes; Trematoda; Plagiorchiida; Dicrocoeliidae.